This is a messenger RNA of Trichosporon asahii var. asahii CBS 2479, 1050 nucleotides long. RefSeq lists its product as uncharacterized. The transcript has 5 exons. The record is from RefSeq and is a predicted model, not a curated record. Bases 1 to 1050 code for a protein of 349 amino acids. NCBI's taxonomy places the organism in Eukaryota, Fungi, Basidiomycota, Tremellomycetes, Trichosporonales, Trichosporonaceae. Gene Ontology annotation, molecular function: protein binding.
AUGUCUGACUCCGACUCGGACAGCGAUGAUGAGUUCUUCACGGCCAAAGCCAGGACCGGGCUCGCACGCCCUCCUAUUCGAGACGACUCCCCGAUCGAGGUCGGUGACUCCGAGCCAUCAGACGAUGAAGGCCCGCAUUCGGACGUCGAGCUUGUAGAGACAACAACAUCGUCUAAGACUACCAACGGCAAGGGCAAAGGGAAGGCGAAGGAGGUUCGACGCCGCGUCGAGCUGACUCCACCACCUGAGACGAUCCGUGAUCCAGAAAAGGAAGCUCGGAUGAGGCAAAGCCUCCUGUGGGUUCUGCGAUAUCUACUCGAGACUGACAGCAGUGACCACUGGGACUCUGUCGAAGCUGCAGCCAUGGCACACACCCUGUCUGAUUCGGAUUCCGGCAGUGACAAUGAAGACUCGGCCGACAAGGGACCGGCCAUUGCGAUCACCGUUACCAUGGUCGCUGACCCUGACAUGAGGCAGCGUGCGAGUACGAAAGCCAUCCAUCACUAUGAGAAGCCGAGGGUUUUCCACCUCCCAAGGCCGACGUCCGACAUCGUCCUCGUGCAUAACGGGCACAGGAUCUUCGCUACUAAUCAAAGCCCCAUCGAGUUGGGAAUCGGUGACCAGGGGCAGCUGAAAGGUUACGAGAAAGCGAUCUGGCGCAAGGUUCAGGACGAGGAGGAGCGGAAGCGGAGGGAGCGCAUUGCCGCGGAGAUGUCUCCCGCGCCAGAUGCAGACGAUGGAGAGGCAGGGUCGCCAGCGCCGGUCCCAGCGAGCGACGACGAUGGAACUGCACCUCUGGUUGAGCCUCCCACGGAAGACACGGUCGAGAAGAUCAAAUUCACCGUGCGCGGCGAGGAAGGCAAUCUGCGCCUCCAGGUCAGGCUGUCGACGACGGCUGGCAGUAUUUGUCGCCACUACUGCAACAAGUACGGCAUCACUGGCGCUCGUGCCGACAACAUGAGACUUCACUUUGACGGCGAGUCUUUCGAUCCCGAAACCGAGAUUUCUGAGAUGGACCUGGAACCUGGUGACCUGGUGGACGUGAAUUGA